UAUGUUAGAAUUUGUUAUUUAGGGUAAGCGGCCUCGCAGCCUCGAAAAUAUCAUUACCCCCUCUUCCGCCGCCUGUUCCAAAUCCGAUCUCGUCCUCCGCUGCUACUUGCUCAGGUAAUAGAUGAGAGGAAGGAGCUAUAGUCCAUCGCCGCCCAGGGGUUAUGGCAGAAGGGGAAGAAGUCCUAGCCCAAGAGGUCGUUAUGCCGGCCGUGGCAGAGAUCUUCCCACCAGUCUUCUGGUUCGCAACCUUCGCCACGACUGCAGGCCUGAGGAUCUUCGUAGACUUUUUGGACAAUUUGGUGCUCUUAAGGACAUUUACCUCCCGAAAGAUUAUUAUACUGGAGAACCCCGAGGCUUUGGUUUUAUCCAAUAUGUAGAUCCUGCUGAUGCGGCAGAUGCAAAAUAUCAUGUGGAUGGUCAAAUUCUUCUUGGUCGAGAGUUGACCGUUGUUUUUGCUGAGGAGAACAGAAAGAAGCCUGCUGACAUGAGAGCAAGAGAAAGAAGGGGUCGAUUUUCUGAUCGAAGAAGGUCUCCACCUCGUUAUUCUCGCUCUCCUCAAUACUCUAGGUCACCCCCACGUCAUAGAUCUCGGUCUCGAAGCCGUGAUUAUUAUUCUUCCCCUCCUAAACGAAGGGAGUAUUCAAGAUCUGUGUCACCUGAAGAUAGAAGAUACAGUCGAGAAAAAGAGAGAGGGAGAUCAUACUCGCGACAGAGCAGGGAGAGGUCAUACUCACGCUCUCCACCCAAUAAUGGUGGCGCAAGGAGUCGGAGUCGGACUCAGAGUCCAGCUAAGGACCCAAGCCGGAGCCGCAGUCAGACUCCAAAUGGUGAUGAUUAUCCAAGGGAGCCGGCCCGCGGUAGGUCCCCCAGUCAAUGAGAUACUUCAGACCCUCACAAGUUGGACCAUGCGGAUGUUGAAUUUUGCUUUAAAAUAUAAACAAUUCUCCUCUGUUGUAACUUGAAAAGCGGAAUCAGACUACCUCGUUGUUAGAAUGAAAACUUGGUUUCACAGUGACGUUUUCAUGAGGGACCGUUAUGUUGAUAAGAUUUCAUUUUAAUGAGGGUUGUUAGAAUCAAUGCAGUCUUUACUUGGUAGUAAUAUGCUUUGAGUUCUGUCAAUUCGAGUUACUAUUAUAAUUUACCUCAUGCCUGUUUUUCGAUAUUAAGUCAGAUUAUAUGCGAAGUCGUCAUUGCUGUUGCUAAAAAUAAAGGAUGAUAUUUUUUUACUCA
This is a messenger RNA of Neltuma alba, 1230 nucleotides long. RefSeq names its product serine/arginine-rich SC35-like splicing factor SCL33. Lineage: Eukaryota; Viridiplantae; Streptophyta; Magnoliopsida; Fabales; Fabaceae. The record is from RefSeq and is a predicted model, not a curated record. The transcript is spliced from 6 exons. The coding region runs from base 122 to 877 and encodes 251 amino acids. Gene Ontology annotation, molecular function: RNA binding.